Messenger RNA from Nothobranchius furzeri (turquoise killifish), 956 nucleotides. RefSeq lists its product as uncharacterized. Gene Ontology annotation, molecular function: zinc ion binding. Lineage: Eukaryota; Metazoa; Chordata; Actinopteri; Cyprinodontiformes; Nothobranchiidae. The record is from RefSeq and is a predicted model, not a curated record.
CAGUCACGUGGUUAGGUAAAAACCAAAACACGCCAGUUAAAAAAAGAAGCGUACUUGGUACAAUGGAGGAAACUUUUGCAGAGAGUCCGUAUUAUGAAGCUUUAGACGUAGAUUCCAAACAAAAGUACAAGGAUUUAAUCAGCAGAUAUGUUGGACGUGACCCGUUUAUCAUGAAAAUGAGUGAGUUUUCGAAAGAACUUCGGCAUUUGCCGACAGUCGAGGCUGUUGAUAUCACGAACUACCUGGUCCUUCAGACAUUUUUCUACACGGUACAACAGAUGAAAGCAUAUAAACGUCUGGAGGCGUAUAACCUUUUUGUGAGCGGGUGUGUCCAAAACCUCGGUACCAAACGGCUCCCUGAUGACUGCCGCCUUGUCUUCGCGAGGGUAAACCGCUCUCAGAGAUCCGGUGAAGCCCCUCUGAAAACCUGGAUUAUUGCCAAGGAGGAUGGAGAAGUCAUUGCAGCUCAUUGCAACUGCACGGCCAGCCUCUCAGAAUCAUGUUCUCAUGUGGCGGCAGUCCUUUUCUCCAUCGAGGCUGAGGUACGAGCGCGAGAUGCAGGUUCCUGCACAUCAGCGCAGUGCAGGGUGCUGAUGCCAUCCAAUGAAAAAGAGGUGCCUGCUGCUCCAGUGGCUGAGAUCGACUUCUUCUCACCAAAGUCCAAGAAGCUAAAGCCUGACUGUUCCACUGAUGGCAGGACAGCUGAAAAUGAGCCUGGGAAAUGUCCUCCAUGCCCAAGAGUGAAGAGGGGCUCAGAAACGUAUUGUAGGUUUUUGGAGAACCUAAGGAAAAACUGUCCAAACAGUGUAGCACUGAUGUUUUUAACCAUUCCACAAACUGCUCCUAAAGAGCAUGACUAUUACUAUGGCAGCAAUACGUUUAAUUAACGUCACAAGUCUAGCUUUGUUUUCAAACAUCACAUUUUCUCAUUCAUUAAAAAUGUCCUUGGAAUCAAA